UUGGAUAAUGCUCCUUGUCAUCCGCCGGCUGAGGAAUUACGAAGUUCAGAUGGAAUAAUUUUCACUGUUUAUAUGCCGCCCAACGUGACUCCUUUGAUCCAACCCAUGGAUCAGAAUAUCCUACGUUUAACAAAACUACAUUACAGAAGGAGCUUAUUGAGUCAAAUUGUGAGUCAAAAGGAAAACAUAACCGAUGCUCUGAAACGACUUACUUUAAAAGAUUGUGUGGCUCAUUUACAAGUUGCAUGGAUCAAAUUGGAUGCAGAGAUGAUUUCAAAGUGUUGGAAAAAUUUGUUUGAUCGCACUGAAGAUUUCACUGAUGAGGAUAAUAUACCUUUGAGUAUGUUACAAGAAAUGCUCAAUAGAGAAAAAGUUGUUGUGAAAGAUACAAUAUCACUCUUAAUGGAACUUCAACCGCAUGAUUAUAAUGAAAAAGAAAUUGAACGGUGGAAUUGCGAUGAGCUAGAUAUGAAUGAUGAAAAUAUUCCAGAAAACAGCGACGAUGAAGAUAACGAUGUCGAUAUUGUAAGGCCCAAAGUUCCACAUUUCGAAGCAGUGAAAUCAAUUUCCACUGUUAUUUAUUGGGCUGAAGAAACUUUGAAACGCCUGCAAGAAAAAGCUGUACUGGAAAAUUUGAAGAAUUCGGACGAGGACAAAUCCGCUGUGGUCCAGUGA
Molecule: messenger RNA, 675 nt
Organism: Harmonia axyridis
Lineage: Eukaryota; Metazoa; Arthropoda; Insecta; Coleoptera; Coccinellidae
Product: jerky protein homolog-like
Exons: 3
Coding region: 73-675 (200 amino acids)
Molecular function (GO): nucleic acid binding
Source: RefSeq, a predicted model, not a curated record